GGCCCCGCCCCUCCGCCGCCUCCGCCUGCCGCUCGGGCCGCGGCUCCUCCCGGGGGCUGGUUCCCGCUGCCCGAGCCGCGGCGCCCCGGGGACACCGGCGUGACUGGCUGGCGGAGCGGCCGCCGGCUCCUGGAGCUGCCGUAUCCAGCCCGGCCCGCCUGGCCGGGGACGUAGGACCGAGGUCGCCCUCCGCGCCCCUCGCCCUUUGCUCCCCGCUCUUCGCCCCGGCGGGCUCCGGCGGGCUCCCGGCGGGCGGGCGGGCGGGCCGCGCUCCGGCCCUUCCCGGGCGGCGCCGCAGCCACUGCCCGCGUCCAGCCACAGGGCUGAAAACAGACUAAAUCAUUUAUCAGAGUUAAAAGACGGUCCUGACAAGAUGGGGACUCCUGGUUCUGGAAGGAAACGGACACCUGUGAAAGACCGAUUUUCUGCAGAAGAUGAAGCGCUGAGUAACAUUGCCAGAGAGGCAGAGGCAAGGCUAGCAGCAAAACGGGCUGCCCGGGCAGAAGCAAGAGAUAUACGCAUGAGAGAACUGGAACGACAGCAAAAAGAGCAUUCUCAUCAUUCCUCUGAUCGGAAGUGGGGACAGAUUCACAAGUGGCUGGAAGAUUCAGAAAGGGCCAGGUAUUCCCACCGGUCCAGUCAUCACCGUCCUUCUCUGGGAGUUGAGGAUGCAUUGUCCAUUCGAAGUCUUGGCAGUCACAGGAGCCCAUCGAAGGACAUAACUGGGACCCAUUGGAGCAGAGCCAGUAUACCCAAAAGGAAAGACAUCAUGUAUGAUCCUCUCAAGGACAGAUCGUCCAGACUCUCAUCAUUAAAUCAUUCUUACAGUCCCUCUUAUGGAAUGAAGAAGAGAUCUUCUGGUUCCCAUAAAGACCCACUGAGCGGCCUCUACUUUGACCAGAGAAACUAUAGCAGUCUUAGACAUAGCAAACCCAGCUCUGCCUACUACACUCGGCAGUCUUCUUCCCUGUACAGUGACCCUCUGGCGACGUCUAAGAGCACCAGGGCCUCCCCUAUUGCAAACUCUGGGCUGCUGAAAAGUGCCAGUCUGGUGUCAUUGUAUGAUGGUGGACUAUAUAACCCUUAUGGUUCUCGAACUCCAUCUGAAUACAGUUAUUACUCAUCAAGAACAAGUUCAGCCCGAAGCAGUCCUGUGUUUAUCGAUGACACUGCAAGCAUUGCGUCUUCUGGUUGUUCCAGUCACGGGCGAAGGGAGAAUGCGGUUUCUGCUGCUGACUAUUUCAGCCGCUCCAAUCGCAGGGGGAGCUUUGUCUCUGAGGUGGAUGAUGCCAGUGUCCUGGAUUUGAGCAGCUUGGAUGAGAAAUCUGACAAACAGUAUGCUGAAAAUUACACAAGACCUUCAUCUCGAAACUCUGCCUCAGCAACAACCCCUCUGAGCGGAAACUCAUCCAGACGAGGAAGCGGGGACACCAGCAGCUUAAUAGACCCAGACACCUCAUUAAGUGAACUGCGGGAUAUCUAUGACCUUAAGGACCAGAUACAGGAUGUAGAAGGGAGAUACAUGCAGGGGCUUAAAGAACUAAAGGAGUCUCUGUCUGAAGUGGAAGAAAAAUACAAGAAAGCUAUGGUUUCUAAUGCACAAUUAGACAACGAGAAGAACAAUUUGAUCUACCAGGUAGAUACCCUCAAGGAUGUUAUUGAAGAACAAGAGGAACAGAUGGCAGAAUUUUAUAGAGAAAAUGAAGAGAAAUCAAAGGAGUUAGAAAGGCAGAAACAUAUGUGUAGUGUGCUGCAACAUAAAAUGGAUGAACUUAAAGAAGGCCUUCGGCAAAGAGAUGAGCUUAUUGAGGAGAAUCAGCGUAUGCAGCAGAAAGUAGACACCAUGACAAAAGAGCUGUUUGAGCUCCAGGAGACACUGCUUUGGAAAGAUAAAAUCAUUAGGGCCCUAGAGAAGCAGAAGGAAUACAUUGCCUGCCUUAGGAAUGAGCGAGAUAUGCUCAGAGAGGAGCUGGCUGACCUGAAGGAUUCGGUGAAGACAGGAGAGAAACAUGGCUUAGUUAUAAUCCCCGACGGCACUCCCAACGGUGAUGUCAAUCAUGAGCCAGUGGUUGGAGCCAUCACUGUGGUGUCUCAGGAAGCUGCUCAGGUCUUGGAGUCCGCAGGAGAAGGUCCUCUAGAUGUAAGGCUACGAAAACUUGCUGGAGAGAAGGAAGAGCUACUAUCACAGGUUAGAAAACUGAAGCUGCAGUUAGAGGAAGAGCGGCAGAAGUGCUCCCGGGGCGAUGGCACAGCGGCUGGUGACCUGGCCGGGCUGCAGAACGGCUCGGACCUGCAGUUCAUUGAAAUGCAGAGAGAUGCUAAUAGACAAAUUAGUGAAUACAAGUUUAAGCUUUCAAAAGCAGAACAGGAUAUAACCACCUUGGAGCAAAGUAUUAGCCGGCUGGAGGGACAGGUGCUUAGAUAUAAGACUGCUGCUGAGAACGCCGAGAAAGUGGAAGAUGAACUGAAAGCAGAAAAAAGGAAGCUACAACGAGAGUUACGAACAGCAUUGGACAAGAUCGAGGAAGUGGAGAUGACCAACAGCCACCUGGCCAAGCGGCUGGAGAAGAUGAAGGCCAACAGGACAGCACUUCUGGCCCAGCAAUAGGGCGGCCACCACCAACCUGGGCGUUCUGGGCCCCACCCAGCGGGACGGACUUCUGCCCACUGACAAACCCCUCUCAGUACUGUUUGAGUUUUGUCGUUAAUAUAGCCACCCUUGUAUUUUAUAAUUUAUGAGAGAAUGAAAUAGGUUUGAAUUUUCAUGAAUGAACACUCUGGAUUUUGUUUGUAGUUUAAUUCUAGACUAAGAACUGGUCCAUGCUAUUUUUAUUUUGGUUUUUUACAUCCGUAAUUUUAGCUUCAAGUUUACCCACCAUUUGCCCCCAGCUGCCUCAGUGACUGGGCACUCGGUGGCCUCGGCCCAGGCUGGGAGGACAGCGAUUCUGAGUGCUCACUGAGCUACUUGCCGGAGACCUCAGAGAAAACACAAGUGCCUUCUCCACAGUGCAAUCCAGACUUCAGUGAUCUCCAGUGGUCAAAGACAUGGAGCCUCAUGUCCGAUAGCAUUUAUAUUUUAGUGAAAAAACAAGUUCACAGGUGGGGAAUAUAUGUUUCACUAAAAUUUAUAUGUUUGAAGAAAAAAAAGCCUUUUUUGUAAAAUAUUUAAAUUUAUAUAAGAAAAUGUUAGAAAAAGAUAUGGGGAGUGUAUAUAAAACUUGCUUUAUUGCAUGGGGCAGGGAAAUCCAAGGUCUAAUACUCUUAAAGUAAGAGUAGAGUCCUUAGUCUUCAACAUCAACUGUGCUGUAUCUUUUAAGGUAUUUCAUCUGCUGCUUCUUUGUGGAAUGAAACCUCAGACAAACCCAAUUUGGGGGGGUGGGGGGGAUAGGCAGGUGGGACAUCUGCCUGGAGAGUCUAUUAAACACACCCUUUGGCUGACUACAA
Messenger RNA from Pipistrellus kuhlii (Kuhl's pipistrelle), 3444 nucleotides. RefSeq names its product LRR binding FLII interacting protein 2 (gene LRRFIP2). NCBI's taxonomy places the organism in Eukaryota, Metazoa, Chordata, Mammalia, Chiroptera, Vespertilionidae. The record is from RefSeq and is a predicted model, not a curated record. Gene Ontology annotation, biological process: regulation of DNA-templated transcription. The transcript is spliced from 29 exons. Bases 374 to 2608 code for a protein of 744 amino acids.